CUGUCCGCCCGUUCGACUCAUAGCUAUCGAAAAUAAGCACAUUCUACUCGCUUCAGGUUGAUGUCACAGACUCUGCCAGACACUAAGGCUACAAGUCCAGCUGUUCGCGGUGCGUCCGUGCCGCUAACGCCAGCCGCGACUCUCACAGGCGACAAGCCUGUCGAGAAAGAGGACGUCGAGGGCGAGGCCAAAGACCGCCCGCGUCCUCUGUCGAGCACAGCCCAUGCUGACGAUGGACGCGCCAUCCAUCUAGUUGACUGGGAUGGCCCCAACGAUCCUGAAAAUCCGAAAAACUGGAAAUACAGCAAGAAAUGGCAUCUCAUCCUUACCGUGUCAUGCUUCACCUUCAUAUCCCCCAUCUCGUCCUCCAUUAUCGCACCUGCCUCAGAGCAGGUCGCUGCCGAUUUUGGCGUCACCAGCUCCGUCGUCAUUGCCAUGAUGACGUCUGUAUUCGUCCUCGCGUAUGCCUUCGGCCCCCUCAUGUUCGGCCCGCUGAGCGAGAUCUACGGCCGCUCGCGCGUCCUGCAGCUCGCCAAUCUCAUCUAUUUUGCGUUCAACCUCGCGUGCGGCUUCGCCCAGAACAAAGGCCAGCUCAUCGCGUUCCGGUUCCUCGCCGGCCUAGGUGGGUCCGCCCCGCUCUCGGUCGGCGGGGGCGUUAUCGGCGACUGUUUUCUGCCGGAGCAGCGCGGACAGGCGCUCGCGAUCUACUCGCUCGCGCCGAUGCUGGGACCCGUUGUGGGACCUGUGAUCGGCGCGUGGAUUGCGGAGAAGAGCCAGUGGCGGUGGGUGUUUUACUCGACAACGAUUGCGGAUGCGUUUGUGCAGGUCUUGGGCAUUUUAUUUCUGAAAGAGACAUACGCGCCGGUGCUGCUCGAGCGCAAGGCGCAGCGCAUACGCAAGAGCAUGACGCCCGAGAAGGCCGAGAGCGUCGUCGUGCGCACGGUUUUCCAGGGUGCAGACCGACAUUGGCGGACAAUCCUUGCCAAGGCGCUCGUGCGUCCGUUCGCGCUGUUCGUCUCUGAGCCGAUCGUGCAGCUCCUAGGGGUGUACAUGGCGUUCGUGUACGGGCUUAUAUACUUGUCGAUCACGACGAUGCCGUCUAUAUUCCAGGGCAUCUACGGCGAGUCCGUGGGCAUCGCGGGGCUGAACUAUAUCGCGCUCGGCCUCGGGCUGUCGGGCGCCUCGCAGAUCAACGCGCGCACGAUGGACAAGGUCUACGUGAUGCUGAAGAAGCGCAACGGGGGCGUCGGGAGACCGGAGUUUCGACUGCCGUCGAUGGUACCGGCGACGAUCUUUCUCCCCGUGGGCCUGCUCAUUGCGGGCUGGUCCGCACAGACGCAUUCGCACUGGAUCGGGACGGAUAUCGGCAUCGUGCUCAUCGGCGCGGGGUCGAUCCUCAACUUCCAGAGCAUCCAGACUUACGUGAUCGACGCGUUCACGCUGCACGCCGCUUCCGCGCUGGCUGCGACGUCGUUUCUGCGGUCCCUCGCGGGGUUCGGGUUCCCGCUGUUUGCGCCCGCGAUGUACAACGCGCUCGGGUUCGGCAAGGGCAACACGAUCCUCGCGUGCGUGGGGAUCCUCAUCGGGUGUCCUGCGCCGUGGCUGUUCUGGCACUAUGGCGAGCGGAUACGGGCAGCGAGUCGGCACGCGCAUAAAAGCUGAGAAAAGAGAGCCAGAGGAUGAGUCGCUUAUGGAGAUUAGGCGCGGAAUCAUGCGGGGGCGUGAUGCGAUGUCGUCCUCCGACCCACCAUGCAAAACAUAGACGCGCGGCCCACACGUUGACGCCGCAUACCAGCUCUGCGCUCAUACCCGCCGUACGGCAUACUUUCAAAUGACCCACUUCUACAUGAAAUUCCCGUCUGCUGAGACUUGUCGGGACCACGAGCGCCUCCCUCCGAGGGCCCGUUUGAUGAUCUGAUCCACGGACCACCAGUUCACCUAUCGUACAUGUGUAUCCCUGACGACGACUAACGAUCUGUGGGACUGUGCAUGCAGUAUCCCCAUUUAAUAGCUUUUGUACUUCGUUUAUGGAUAAUGCGAUCGCGGUUGUUGAU
Messenger RNA from Heterobasidion irregulare TC 32-1, 2054 nucleotides. RefSeq names its product major facilitator superfamily. The record is from RefSeq and is a predicted model, not a curated record. NCBI's taxonomy places the organism in Eukaryota, Fungi, Basidiomycota, Agaricomycetes, Russulales, Bondarzewiaceae. Gene Ontology annotation, molecular function: transmembrane transporter activity. Bases 61 to 1662 code for a protein of 533 amino acids. The transcript is spliced from 13 exons. Gene Ontology annotation, biological process: transmembrane transport.